Messenger RNA from Astyanax mexicanus (Mexican tetra), 2494 nucleotides. It is a transcript of the gene sclt1, whose product is annotated as sodium channel and clathrin linker 1. The transcript is spliced from 22 exons. Gene Ontology annotation, cellular component: centrosome; centriole. The record is from RefSeq and is a predicted model, not a curated record. Bases 268 to 2316 code for a protein of 682 amino acids. Gene Ontology annotation, biological process: cilium assembly; clustering of voltage-gated sodium channels; centrosome cycle. Lineage: Eukaryota; Metazoa; Chordata; Actinopteri; Characiformes; Acestrorhamphidae.
AAUUUGUUGAGUCAUGAUGGAAGCGGAUGCCAGCACUACCGCUGUACAGGAGGACAGCUCUGCAAAUUUGUUAUCCAAGCCGUUUUCUAGAUUAACUUUUAACAAGAAGUUGACAGACGUUUGGCCUUAAUUUCCAUGGAGAAAGAACUGUUAAUGGGUUUAAAAGCAAAGGACCAGUUGCAUGACGCUGCUAACAACCAUUUUUUCCAAAAGGACAUGAGAAUGGACUUCAUUUUCAACUAAUUUUCUGAUGGGUCGGCUUCCACGAUGGCUUCCACGCAAAUCGAGUUCCUCCAGGAUCAAGUGCAUCGGUUAAGUUUGGCGCUGGGACGAUACCAGGAGUCAUCAUCUGCUAACUUCUUCACUCAGACUGAAGAUGUGGGGUCAGAAUCUGCAGCACCGUGGCUUGCAGACAGAGGCAUCAUGGCGCCUCUGAUUGCGGAGUAUGACCGACACAUGCAGCAGAUGGAGGCUCAGCUUAAACUGUACCAGAGGCAGAUGGCGGAUGUCAAGGCCAGUCUGGAGCAGGUGGUCCGAGAGAACGAACGUCUCCAUGCAGAGCAGAGGGUUUCUGUGGAACGGCAGCUGCAGUCUCUCUCUGUGGGAGUGGAUGGGGAUGCUGCUGCAGAUGCAGCUACAGUUAACAACCUGGAAGAACAAGUCAAGUGCGCUGUCGAGGAGAAGGAGCGAGCGCUGCAGAUGUGGCAGGCAGCUGCGCAGGAGCUGGACCGUCUGCAGAAACUCUACCAGAGCACCAUGAGGGACGGACAACUGCACACCGCCGAGCGACAACACAUACAGAAUCAGCUGGCCCAGGUUCAACAGCACACUCAGAAACUGCAGACAACCAAUCAGAGCUUAGAAUCGACCAAUCAGCAGUUUCUGAAGACCAUCGCAGAGCAGAGCAGUGAAGUGGAGGAGCUCCGCAACCAGCUCAGGCAAGCCAAGCAGGAGCUGAGAACCGCCACAGCAAAAGUAGACGAGAUGACCAGACUCAUGCAGAAUGUUCAGGACCAAAUGCAGCGGACGGAGGAAGAUGCAGCUGAGGCUCAUGGGAGAGAGGAAGCCUCUGACCGCAGACUGCAGCAGCUACAGGCAGCACUCAGCCAAUUAGAGGGCCGGUUGAAGGGGGCGACGGCGGAGGCGGAGUCAGUGCGGAGGGAGCAGGCGGUGUGGGAAAGGAAGCUGGGGGAGUUGCAGAGCCGCUGUGCCACUUUAGAGGAGGAGAAAUUCGAAACUUUCCAGCGUCUCCGAAACUCCCUGCAGCUCGCCGAGGAGGCGUCAUUACAGAGAGACCAGGCUCAGCUGAGGGAGAAUCAGAGGGUGGAGGAGUUGGAGAGAAUGAAGGAAGGGAUGAAGCAGCUGGUGGAGGAAGCAGCAGCCCGCACUAGGAGAGAGGUGGAAGCGGUCCGUAAGCAGUACAACAGUCAGAUUCAUCGCCUGGCUGAAGAACUGUCUGCUCUACAGCUGGAAUGUGCGGAUAAAGAGACUCAGAUAGAGAGAGCACACAGAGAGAGGAAAGCUGUGGAGGAGGAGCUGGAGAAGGUGUAUAGAGAAGGCCGUUGUGGGGAGCCGGAGCUGAGGAAGAUGGAGGCACUUCAUCAGAGGUGCUUAAAUGCAGAGAGACAGAAGGAGGAAACGGAGCUCACUCUGAAUACCACACAGUCCAAUAUGAAGAAACUGGAGAUGGACUUCAGUGAGGAGCUCUCCCGGUGUCAGGAGGAGGUGCGCCGGCUGCAGGUGGCGCUGGCGAGCGCUCGGGAGGAGAGCAGCAGCAUCAGCGAGGAGCGUCUCAGCCUUCAGCAGGAGAACCAGCAGCUGCACAGAGACAUGGACACACUCCGCAAAGAGUGUGUGUUAGCACAGAGACAGGCCAAACAACAGGUGUCCUGUAUGCAGCAGGAGCUGAGUGUGAAGGAGCAGAGUCUGGAGGCCAGGCUGAGGGAGAUGGAGGAGAGCAGUAAGAGCUCUAAUGCGGGACUGAGCCGCCUGCUGCAAGCCCAGCAGAAAACCACCAACCGAUACAGAGAAGAGGCCAAGCAGCUCACACACACCUUCCAGAACACGGUCAGCUCGCUCAGAUCAGAGCUGAACAGGCAGAAGCAGAGGUGUGCGGAACUGGAGAUUCAGCUGGAAACCGACCACAAGAAAAUCCUGGAGUUUGAGAGACAGCUGGUGGAGCAUCAGGAGAAAAACGCUCGUCUACAGACACGCCUGAGCCAGGCUGAACACAGAGCCUCCAGUGCAUCUCAGCAGCUCAGUGUGAUCCAAAGGAGAAAAGCUGCUUCCAUGAUGGAUCUGGACACACUGUCAUAAAAGAGUCACCUGCCACUUCCAAUCACCAUGUUUACAUUUUUAUCACGCUAAAGAGAUUCUGUAGAAAAGGUAAAUGAUUUUAAACUGUAAAAUAGUGUUUAAAAGUAAGUUUUGGUAACUUUUUUAAAUAAGCAAGUUAAUUUGUUUAAUUUUGAAUAUAAAAUAUAAUUGAGAGGCA